ACCGUCUCAUCUGUUUUGCAGGGCGAUGGUCUUCACAUGAUGGAGAGUCCGUCUUUCAGAGAAAUGGCAAUGGAAAAAACGAGACUGGAGACCUUACCGACACGCCGGCAGCCUUCCUGGGACGAUGGAAAUGAGGCCACGGGCCUCGGUGCUCCAUAGUCAGGACGGCAAUCAUCAGCUUUUGGAACCUUCUGCUGACGUUGUGCUUCAUGUCCCAUGUGGUCCGUCUCCUUCCCACAACCCAAGGCACCAGACGGGAGAAGGAUGGGCCAAUACAUUUAUUAUCUUCUACUGCUGCUACUGAGCUUCGCUCUGGACUCAUCCUCCUAUGGGCCCAACACCAGAGCCCAGAAGAAAGGAGACAUUAUCCUUGGUGGACUCUUCCCCAUCCACUUUGGAAUCAAUUCAAAGGACGAGAUCUUAGAAUCAAGGCCGGAAUCCCUCGAGUGCACCAGAUAUAACUUCCGUGGGUUCCGAUGGUUGCAAGCCAUGAUUUUCGCCAUCGAGGAGAUCAACAACUCAACCACCAUGCUGCCGAACAUCACGCUUGGCUACAGGAUUUUUGACACUUGCAACACGGUCUCUAAGGCCCUGGAGGCCACGCUCAGUUUCGUGGCCCAGAACAAGAUCGACUCGCUGAACCUGGAUGAUUUCUGUAACUGUUCAGAGCACAUGCCCUCCACCAUCGCUGUGGUUGGAGCUACGGGCUCCGGCAUAUCUACAGCGGUGGCCAACCUGCUGGGGCUUUUUCAUAUACCUCAGGUCAGUUACGCUUCCUCCAGUCGACUUCUCAGUAACAAGAACCAGUAUAAAUCCUUUCUGCGCACAAUGCCCAACGACGAGCACCAAGCCACCGCCAUGGCAGACAUCAUCGAGUACUUCCAGUGGAACUGGGUGGGGACUAUUGCCGCAGAUGAUGACUACGGAAGGCCAGGCAUAGAGAAGUUCCGAGAGGAGGCGGAGGAGCGCGAUAUCUGCAUCGACUUCAGCGAGCUCAUCUCGCAGUACACGCCCAUAGAGGAGAUUGAGAAAGUGGUGGACGUCAUCCAAAACUCAACGGCCAAAGUCAUCGUCGUCUUCUCCAGCGGGCCGGACCUCGAGCCGCUCAUCAAGGAAAUAGUCAGGCGUAACAUCACGGGACGCAUCUGGCUCGCUAGCGAGGCCUGGGCCAGCUCCUCGUUGAUCGCUAUCCCCGAAUACUUCCACGUUAUCGGGGGGACCAUUGGGUUCGCUCUGAGGGCCGGCCAAAUUCCAGGAUUUCGGGAAUUCCUCCAGAAAGUUCACCCCAAGAUGUCUGUCAGCAAUGGUUUCCUUAAGGAAUUCUGGGAAGAGACCUUCAACUGCCGCAUGCACGGAGGGCUGAAGAAAAGCGAGGAACAUGGCAACAUUAGCUCCUGCACGGGCCAGGAGAACAUCACCAGCGUGGAGACGCCCUACCUGGAUUAUACUCACUUGCGGAUAUCGUACAAUGUUUAUUUGGCUGUGUAUUCCAUUGCCCACGCCCUGCAGGACAUAUACACAUGCACACCCGGGAAAGGACUCUUCGCCAAUGGAUCCUGCGCGGAUAUAAAGAAGGUGGAAGCCUGGCAGGUCCUGAAACAUUUGCGGCACCUAAAUUUCACCAACAACAUGGGGGAGCAGGUGGACUUCAAUGACUUUGGAGACCUGGUGGGGAACUACACCAUCAUUAACUGGCACCUGUCCAAGGAGGACGGCUCGGACGAAGUGGUCUUUGAAGACAUCGGCCACUACAACGUGUAUGCCAGGAAGGGGGAGAGGCUUUACAUUAACGAGAGCAAGAUCCUGUGGAGUGGAUUCUCCCGCGAGGUUCCAUUCUCCAACUGUAGCCGAAUCUGCCACGAAGGCACCCGGAAAGGGAUUAUUGAGGGUGAACCGACCUGCUGCUUCAUGUGCGAGCAGUGUCCCGAUGGAGAGUACUCAGAUGAGACAGAUGCAAGCUAUUGUGAAAAAUGUGGUCCGGAAAUGUGGUCCAAUGAAAACCACACAUUCUGCAUUUUCAAGGAGAUCGAGUUCCUGUCUUGGACGGAACCAUUUGGGAUUGCGCUCACCAUGUUCUCCAUCUUGGGGAUAUUCCUGACGUCCUUUGUCCUCAGCGUGUUUAUAAAGUUCCGCAACACACCCAUCGUCAAGGCAACAAACCGCGAGCUCUCCUAUCUCCUCCUCUUCUCAUUGCUGUGUUGCUUCUCCAGUUCCCUCUUCUUCAUCGGCGAGCCGGAGGAUUGGACAUGCCGCCUUCGGCAACCGGCCUUCGGCAUCAGUUUUGUGCUAUGCAUCUCCUGCAUCCUGGUAAAAACCAACCGCAUCCUGCUCGUGUUCGAAGCCAAAAUCCCCACAAGCUUUCAGAGGAAAUGGUGGGGCCUGAACCUCCAGUUUCUCCUCGUUUUCCUGUGUACCUUCGUGCAGAUUGUAACGUGCAUCAUAUGGCUGUACACAGCUCCUCCGAGAUCCGCUAAGAAUCACGAGGACGAGAUCAUAUUUGUCAUUUGCAAUGAGGGGUCGUUGAUGGCUCUUGGGUUCCUGAUUAGCUACAUAUGCCUGCUGGCAGGAAUCUGCUUUUUCUUCGCUUUCAAGGCACGGAAGCUGCCGGAAAACUUCAACGAAGCCAAAUUCAUCACAUUCAGCAUGCUCAUAUUCUUCAUUGUCUGGAUAUCCUUCAUUCCAGCCUAUGUAAGCACCUACGGGAAGUAUGUGUCAGCUGUUGAGAUCAUCGCCAUCCUGGCCUCAAGUUUCGGCUUGUUGGCUUGCAUCUUCUUCAACAAGGUCUACAUCAUCUUGUUCAAACCCUCCAGGAACACCAUCGAAGAGGUCCGCUGUAGCACGGUGGCCCACGCUUUUAAGGUUGCAGCCCGAGCCACCCUGAGACGCAGCAACGUGUCCCACAAAAGGUCCAACAGCUUGGGAGGAUCUGCAGGCUCUACCCCAUCGUCCUCCAUCAGCAGCAAGGGCAACCACGACGAACACUUCACGGCUGCCGACCGAGCAAGAAGCUGCAAACAGAAAGUCAGCUUCGGCAGUGGCACGGUCACUUUAUCCCUGAGCUUCGACGAACCUUCCAAGAAUUCGGUGUCCAACAAGGCCAUAAGGCCGAAGAAUUCCCUGGAAGGGAAGAACAGCGAUGACAGCUUGAUGAGACACAAAGCUUUGCUCCCCCUGCAAAACAGCGAUGGCGGGAGCGAAUCCAGCUUCCGGACGGCCUCCAACGUCGAUGAGUCGGAGCAUCAGGAGUCGACCGGCCAAGCCAACCCCGACAGCCAAACCGCGGCGGCUUCUUCGGCUCAGACAGAGAUGAUGAAGAACGAGGUCGAUGGAACGAUGGCAGAAAAUAUGAUGAAAUCUUAA
This is a messenger RNA of Nanorana parkeri, 3360 nucleotides long. It is a transcript of the gene CASR, whose product is annotated as calcium sensing receptor. Gene Ontology annotation, cellular component: membrane. Gene Ontology annotation, molecular function: G protein-coupled receptor activity; calcium ion binding. The transcript is spliced from 6 exons. Gene Ontology annotation, biological process: regulation of calcium ion transport; G protein-coupled receptor signaling pathway; intracellular calcium ion homeostasis. Lineage: Eukaryota; Metazoa; Chordata; Amphibia; Anura; Dicroglossidae. The record is from RefSeq and is a predicted model, not a curated record. The coding region runs from base 217 to 3360 and encodes 1047 amino acids.